This is a messenger RNA of Etheostoma cragini (Arkansas darter), 2412 nucleotides long. RefSeq names its product heat shock transcription factor 2 (gene hsf2). The coding region runs from base 196 to 1791 and encodes 531 amino acids. Gene Ontology annotation, biological process: regulation of DNA-templated transcription. NCBI's taxonomy places the organism in Eukaryota, Metazoa, Chordata, Actinopteri, Perciformes, Percidae. The record is from RefSeq and is a predicted model, not a curated record. The transcript is spliced from 12 exons. Gene Ontology annotation, molecular function: DNA-binding transcription factor activity; sequence-specific DNA binding.
AUAAGGAAAACCUGGCAUACUGGACACUGUAGAAGUCAACUGGCGUUAGCUAGCUAACUCCAGAAGAUGGCAGUAGUACAACAGUGAGGACGCAAGCUGUCGUUAAAUCCCAAAUAACAAGAAGAAGGAGAAGAAGCAGAAGCAGCAGAAGCAGCUGCUUUUCAGUCUAGUUGUUUUCGUCGUUGAAUUUUCAAAAUGAAACACAACUCCAACGUCCCGGCUUUCCUCGCCAAGCUGUGGACGCUUGUCGAGGAUGCAGACACCAAUGAAUUUAUUUGCUGGAGUCAGGAGGGCAACAGUUUCCUGGUGUUGGACGAGCAGCAUUUUGCCAAGGAGAUCCUCCCCAAGUUCUUUAAGCACAACAACAUGGCCAGUUUCAUCAGGCAGCUCAACAUGUAUGGAUUUCGUAAAGUGAUGCACAUUGACACAGGCAUUGUGAAACAGGAGAGAGAUGGUCCAGUGGAGUUCCAGCACCCCUACUUCAAACAUGGACAGGACAACCUGCUGGAGAACAUCAAACGGAAGGUUUCCAACACUCGGCCAGAGGACAACAAGAUUCGACAGGAAGACCUGUCAAAGGUCUUGGAGAGUGUUCGCAGUGUUAACAGCAAACAAGAGAACAUCGACAUCAGACUGGCAACACUCAAGAGGGAGAAUGAAGCUCUGUGGAGGGAGAUCGCCGAUCUGAGAAAGAUACAUGUCCACCAACAACAGCUCAUUAAAAAGCUGAUACACUUCAUCUUCACAUUGGUACAGAACAACCGCAUCCUGAAUUUAAAACGCAAGAGGCCAGUUCUUAUGAACAGCAAUGGAAAGAAGUCCAAAUACAUCCAUCAGAUCUAUGAUGAAAAAGUGUGUGUGGAACAGUCCUCAGUCAACAGUCUGAACGGUAUGAAGGGCUCCGAGAUACCUGAUGAAGUUAUCAUCUGCGACUUGACUGAGAGUGAUGGCGAGGUCACAGAGGGUUCACCCAGAGCCUACGAACAAGGUGAUAUAGAAAUCGUGGAGGUAGAGCUGGACAGCUGUGCAGUGCUGCCAGCUGAGACGGAGGUGAGCACCACCAGCACAGAUGACAUGAAACAGACAGACGCUGGUGUGUCAGCGGCAGCAGACAGCAGCCAGCGGAGCAGCACUUUAGACAGCAUUGGACCACACAGCAGUGCCCUGCAGCUCAAUAAACCCUCGGGCCUGAGUCUGGAGGACCCUGUCAAGAUGAUGGACUCCAUAUUGAACGAGAACGGAGCAAUAUCACAGAACAUCAACCUGCUGGGCAAGAUGGAGCUGAUGGACUAUCUGGACAGCAUUGACUGCAGCCUGGAGGACUUCCAGGCCAUGCUCUAUGGAAAACAGUUUGGCAUGGACUUUGAUGCCCACGAGGAGAGUGUGUCCUCCAAAGAGAACUCCUCACAGCUAAACCGAGGCAAGAGAGAGGAAGUCAACCCAGACAAGCAGUUGAUCCAGUACACCUCUUGUCCCCUGCUGGCCUUCCUCGAUGGCUGCAAUCCUCACCCAGAGCUGGACCUGGGAAGCGGCGGCGGCAGCAGCAGCGACAGCGAGGGCUCCUAUAACGCCCACCUCCAGCCCUCUUCCAGCCCCGGUGCUCCUGUGGAGGCCGAGCCGCCCUCAGAGCUGCUGGACGCCAGCCUGGACCCAAAGCAGCCGUCCUGCAGCUCCCUGAUCCGCCUGGAGCCGCUGACGGAGGCGGAGGCCAGCGCCGAGACGCUCCUCUACCUGUGCGAACUGAGUCCCGCCGGAGCGGAGGCCGACGCCACCCUGCUGGACAGAGUGUGAGCGGGAAGGCGACAGGUGUGGUCCCUCCAUCCUCCAGACAGGGACUGGCGUGUGUUAGUAUCCCCUCACCUCUUCAGGCCUGAGCUUUGUGUUUGUUGAGAAGCAGUUAGAGAAGAAAGCAACAGAAUAGCCGCCGUCGGUACCAUGUACACAUUUAACGUUAAAGGCCUUUGGAUGAAGAUAACAUUUGAGUUCCAGAAGUAAGACCCAUUUUCAUUAAAUAUGUUAAUAAUAGUUUCACAACUUAUGUUAUUUGUUAUGAGAAUCAUAACUCUGUCAAAACAGAACACACACAUCAAGCACGUACUUUACAAUAGUAUAUCUGUAUGUAGAAGAAAUGUCCAUAAACCUUAGAAAUCAUCUUUUCUUUUCUGUAUCAACAGUAAACCAACUGAUUGUUCUGACAUCAGGACUCACGGUGCGUUCCAGUUGAACUAGGAAGUCGGAAUUUUCAAACGUGUUGUCGGCAGCUUGUAUUGCUAACCAUGGCCGACCCGGACACUGACGUGCAUUCAUAUACACACAUCGACAGUCUGAUUUAUCUUAUGCCCCUGACACCGACCAGACGGCCGACCCUCGGCAGAAAAGGCAGUUGGACUGAUCAGUCUCCCCGAGUCGGUC